AUGGGGGAUGGCCAGUGCAAAAUGAUGGGAGAGAGAGUGCCAUGUGCUUCUGUGAUCUCUCUUCCAGUCUCCAGCUGUGGUGUCCCCAGUUACCUGCCCAGUCUGGCCACCUGGGUUGUGGGAGGAGAGGAUGCCAGGCCCCACAGCUGGCCCUGGCAGAUCUCCCUCCAGUACCUUAAGGAUGACACCUAUAAACAUACCUGCGGAGCAACCCUGAUCUCCAGCCAGCAUGUCCUGACUGCUGCCCAUUGCAUCAGCAAAAGCAGAACCUACCGAGUGUUGCUGGGCAAGAAUAACCUGGUGGAGGAAGAGGCUGGCUCCGUGGCAGUGGCUGUGGAUACCAUUUUUGUCCAUGAGAAGUGGAAUAUCCUCCUGCUGCGCAAUGACAUCGCCCUCAUCAAGCUGGCUGAGCCUGUGGAGCUGAGUGACACCAUCCAGGUGGCCCGCCCCCACACAACUCUGCUGCCUCAGGACUAUCCUUGCUAUGUGACUGGCUGGGGCCUCCUCUGGACCAAUGGCCCCAAUGCUGAUGUUCUCCAGCAAGGCCUACUGCCCACAGUGGACCAUGAUACAUGCAGUCAGAGAGACUGGUGGGGCAGCAUGGUGACCCCAAACAUGGUGUGUGCUGGAGGAGAUGGCAUCAUCUCAGCAUGCAGUGAAGACUCAGGUGGACCCCUGAACUGUAAGGCUGCAGAUGGAGCCUGGGAAGUGAGAGGUAUUGUGAGUUUUGGUCCUGGCUUUGCCUGCAACACAGCCAAGAAGCCCACAGUCUUCACCCGGGUCUCUGCUUACAUUGACUGGAUUAAUGAGAGAAACAAAGAUGUCUACGUGUGUCAAUGCUCCCAGAGCCCAGAACUGGCCCCUGCGUCACCAAUGCCAAGGGCCUUGGCCAGUGGCACCAUGUUGACCCAAGGCCUCUCCCAGGAACGUUUAGCACAGAAUUGA
This is a messenger RNA of Trichosurus vulpecula (common brushtail), 945 nucleotides long. RefSeq names its product chymotrypsin-C-like. The record is from RefSeq and is a predicted model, not a curated record. Gene Ontology annotation, molecular function: serine-type endopeptidase activity. Bases 1 to 945 code for a protein of 314 amino acids. The transcript has 9 exons. NCBI's taxonomy places the organism in Eukaryota, Metazoa, Chordata, Mammalia, Diprotodontia, Phalangeridae. Gene Ontology annotation, biological process: proteolysis.